GUGAUGAUGAGACCCAAAAUUUAAUUGGAUCCAGAAACAACCAUAUCCUCAUUUUAGGAUGCAAAACAAUCUAACUUACACAAGAGUAUGAUUCUUCAAUUUAAAAAUAUCAUUCCUAUCGGAAAAUGUAUCUAAAGACCAGAUAAUUAAUGAUGAGUCAAAGGAAUCGGAAACGAAGAAAUUUUUUGUUUUAAGAUAUUUGAGAGUCAUUACUUGACCUGUAUUUGCUACUGCUAUUUCCUUUUAGAUGCCCUCUUAAAAUUUAACAUAAUUGGAUUGAAUUUCCAUGGUCAAAUACUAACAAAUUUUUAGUAUCAUUUAUUGCAAG
Paramecium octaurelia is the source of this 328-nucleotide messenger RNA. The record is from the annotation of a GenBank genome assembly. Lineage: Eukaryota; Ciliophora; Oligohymenophorea; Peniculida; Parameciidae.